This is a messenger RNA of Sipha flava (yellow sugarcane aphid), 1939 nucleotides long. RefSeq lists its product as uncharacterized. NCBI's taxonomy places the organism in Eukaryota, Metazoa, Arthropoda, Insecta, Hemiptera, Aphididae. The transcript has 8 exons. The coding region runs from base 1 to 1800 and encodes 599 amino acids. Gene Ontology annotation, molecular function: mRNA binding; translation initiation factor activity; protein binding. Gene Ontology annotation, cellular component: eukaryotic translation initiation factor 4F complex. The record is from RefSeq and is a predicted model, not a curated record.
AUGGAUUCCAGUAGCAUGAUUUAUGAAGAAUCUAUUGUCAUGAAAUCAUUGAAGAAAAAUAUGGCUAUGUAUUUCUUAAACACGAUGAGGAAACGGACGAUCGAUGAACAGCUCAGUGAUUUAUCGACUAUCAUGAAAUGUUCGUUGGAUCUGAUUAUCGUGUACAAUAAAACUGGAUUGGAAGUCAGUUACCGUAUUGGCUCACAAAUCGCUUCGGUGAACGGUUUAGACGAAGCGACAUGCGUGCGCCAGUGCAAACGAGAUGUUUUGUACAAGCUCCAAGUUUUUUGUGGCUACACCAAUAACGCAGCACGGAUUUCGUCAUCGAACUGGCAAGCCCGAAGUGAUAAGAGCUCCGAAUCGAGUAGCGAGUCGCAAGACGUAUACUCCGAGAUCGAAUUGUGCAAGAAACGAGUGGCUGGAAAAGCAGUGAGGAAAGCGUUCGACGAGAAUAUUGUACUGGUUGACCAACAGAUGGAUAUCCCGAGUGAACUCGACGAAUAUAUGACAAGUAAUAAAUUACCGUUGGUACUUACAGUCAGUUAUUUACCAACGGAAUGGAAAAUAAUCUUCGAAUGCGGACCGUACAGUGCUUCGACCAAUGGUUCCGUAUAUUCGACGUGCAUGCAGCAGUGCAAAACGCUACUGUGGCACGAAUUAAAAGCGUUCGUCACUAACGAAAUAUUAGUUGCUCAAAAAGAGUUGAUUAGUGAAAAUCAACGAUGUGAUCCGCAGAGUCAAAACAAGAUCAAUGAGCCUACCGUUAAGUCGGUCGUUCAACCUUUGGAAACUACAAACCGCGCACCAAUUUUAACGAAGUUACCCGUAACCGUAUCCAAUGAGCAGUCAAUGAGAUCUUGCAAUGUCUUCGAACCGCACGAGAAAUACGUCAGCGGAGUUUCCACGGUGUUGAAAAAUGUCACGUGGCACAAUUUUCGGGAAAGCGCCAAACGGUUUUUCGAUGUAAUCGUGCAAGCGGACCGCGCAAAUGGAUUAAACUUAAAGAUGAUCACGGAUUGCGUAGUGUCAAAUGCGAUUGACCAACCCGAUAACUGCGUCUUGUACGCGGCACUGUGUUGCCACGUGAUCGAAAAAGCUUGUAUGAACUCGAGGAGGAUCAUACGUCAAGGGCUGUCAAGCGAGUUCAAAAUCGAGCUGAUAAAGUCUUGUAAGGACGUGUUGAUUGAAGCCGGUGUAUUGCCCCGGAUGAGAACGGCUAGACAGCCUGAGUACUCAAGGCGAUUGGAAGAGAGGUUCGACGAAAAAGCUCGUGACCGUACGCAUGGAACGUGCAGAUUUAUGGGUGAACUAUUCAUGCGGAACCAAAUAUUCAAGACCGUAAUGAGUACCGUUGACACGUUUAUGGAGAUACACGACGCACAUUCGUUGGAAUGUCUCUGCAUUUUGCUGACCAUAAUCGCACCAAAGCUUGAAAAAGUUAUCGAUGCCCCAAGACAAGUGUAUAAACAACUGGAAAACUACUCGAUCGCCGGAUACGCGGGUAACAUUAUUCUGCCACGGCGAACAAUACAAAUGAUCGACGUACUUCUGAACGUACGAAAAUAUAAUACGAAAGGUUCGAAUUCGUGGCAAGGCGAUUUCGCUAGAGUAAAGACCAGAAAGUCCAGAAACAACCCUCGUCAGGAAGUGCAGUUGGUGGAUCAUCAGGCGAAUCGCAUCUCCGGCGAGAUUUCGCGAUACAGCCAAAACCGGCCAUUCCAUACAACGUCUGUGAAGCACCACGGGAAACACGUCACGUUCAACCCCGUGGUAUCUAUACUCUAUUAUCGUAACGAUUAGUAGUAACGUAUAAAUACCCCCCUUUCUUUACACACCUCUUUACUUACACCUUCAGAUAUGUGUAAUAUUCAUUGUAUGACUUCAAAUAAUUAAUAAAUAAAAAAAUAAUAUUAUAUUAUAUAUUGGCACAUUAUGCCAA